CUGCUCCGAGGCUAGUGAUUGGAGGAAACCCCGUGGAUCAGAGCGAGACAGACUGAGUGAGAAUCAGCUGUAGUCAGACCGAGAUCUCUGUAUAUUUGAGCCACUCAGAACUGAGAAGCCAUGGAUAAGAGUGAGCUGGUGCAGAAGGCUAAGCUGGCCGAGCAGGGUGAGCGGUACGAUGACAUGGCAGCCUCCAUGAAGCUGGUGACGGAGCAAGGUGUGGAGCUGUCCAACGAGGAGCGCAACCUGCUGUCUGUGGCCUACAAGAACGUGGUGGGAGCACGCCGCUCCUCAUGGAGGGUCAUCUCCAGCAUUGAGCAAAAGACAGAGGGCAGCGACAAGAAGCAGAAGAUGGCCAAAGAGUACAGGGAAAAGAUUGAGGCAGAGCUCAGGGACAUCUGCAAAGAUGUGCUGGGUUUGUUGGACAAGUUUCUGAUUGCAAACGCCUCUCAAGCAGAAAGCAAAGUCUUCUACUUGAAAAUGAAAGGAGAUUACUUUCGCUACUUAGCUGAGGUGGCUGCUGGGGAAGACAAAAAAGCCACAAUAGAGAACUCACAACAGGCCUACCAAGAGGCUUUUGAAAUCAGCAAGAAAGAGAUGCAGCCUACACAUCCGAUCCGUCUUGGCUUGGCCCUCAACUUCUCUGUGUUCUACUAUGAGAUCCUCAACUCGCCUGAGCAAGCCUGCGCACUCGCAAAAAGUGCAUUUGAUGAAGCAAUUGCUGAGCUUGAUACUUUGAAUGAAGAUUCGUACAAAGACAGCACAUUAAUAAUGCAGCUACUCAGAGACAAUUUGACACUGUGGACAUCGGACAACCAGGGAGAUGGUGAUGAUGCUGAAGAUGGAAAAGAAAACUAAAACUGUAGUCUCCCUGCUUCUGUUUGCCUAAAUUCCCAGUUCUUCAACAUCAAGACUAUCAUCCAUCUGUCCCGCCAACUAGUCUCUGUUUAGUUCUUUCACAAGCAUUUGUCACUACUUUCUUUUUUGGGAGGGUGAGGGUUGUUGGGCUUAAGGGUGUAUGUUUCCCAUGUAGUUUUUGUGUUGGGGCGAGAAUGAAAAUCUAGGGGAGGGGGGUGGUUAUGUUAACAAAAAAGGUGACCUGUUUAGUCAAAGGGUGUGACAUUUUUCUGUAUACACAUUUUAAAUGUUUGGCAUAGUUCUUACACACUGUUGUGGUUUGCCACAAAGCCGACACAGAAAAACAAAUGUCCCGUGUCCAGGUGUUGUCUGCCUAUGAUCCAGUCUAUAAAUUGGAAAUAACAGGGGAGCAAAAACCAAAAUGCCAUUGAGCAUGUUAACUUGGGGAUGGGCAGAAGAGGUUAACAUUCCAUUAGCUGUCACCUGCUCUAGUUCAUUUUCAUUUUGGGGGAUCCACAAGUCAUUUUUUUUUAUUUCUAUGUAAAGAAUUUACGAGGUAUAGAAAACCUAAGAACAAAGCAAGCAACGAAAUAAUGCUUGAUACUGUAAUCUUAAUAUUGUAUAUCGAGCAGAGCACUAAAUUUCCCAUAUGCUUAUCUAGUUACUACCUUUGUUUUUUAUUUUAGGGUAUUUUUUUUUUGUUUGUUUUGUUAUUUUGAUACUUGCCUAAAAUGCAUGUGGCUGUGAAAGUUAAUAGGGAAGCAAGUGGAGAUUAUUGCUGUCAGGCUGGCUAGCUAUGUUUCAUGUCUUCUAGAGUUUUCAUACAGAGCACCCAAGCAUAAUCGUUAUUUGGAGAAAAAAAAAAAAGUAAUUUCAUGCAAGUGGAAUAAAAACGUUUUAAAAUCUAA
Messenger RNA from Polyodon spathula (Mississippi paddlefish), 1766 nucleotides. RefSeq names its product 14-3-3 protein beta/alpha-1-like. Gene Ontology annotation, biological process: signal transduction. Lineage: Eukaryota; Metazoa; Chordata; Actinopteri; Acipenseriformes; Polyodontidae. The record is from RefSeq and is a predicted model, not a curated record. The transcript is spliced from 6 exons. Gene Ontology annotation, cellular component: cytoplasm. Bases 121 to 858 code for a protein of 245 amino acids.